Molecule: messenger RNA, 519 nt
Organism: Castor canadensis (American beaver)
Lineage: Eukaryota; Metazoa; Chordata; Mammalia; Rodentia; Castoridae
Product: putative endogenous retrovirus group FC1 Env polyprotein
Source: RefSeq, a predicted model, not a curated record
AUGCUGCUCUUGGCUCUUCCUCCAACCCUAUCUGAACCAUCUUCCUCUUAUCGCUGGAGAUUCAGGAUCCAAGAAACAUAUAUGAAGGACAAUAAGGUGGUCACCUGCCUCACCAACGCUGGGGACUGCCACCCCAGGGGUUGUAGCAGACUGCUCGCCCUCCAGUUACAGCACUCCUUUAGCAGCACACAUGGAACAAGAACUAUAAAUCUUGGUUAUUUCUGUUUUACAUUUCAUCAAACUGAACCAUACUGCCAGGAGAGGGCCAAAUGGGUUGAGGAAUAUGGAGGAUGUCCAUAUUGGUCCUGCAGAAUUCAUUACAUUAAAUUCAAUACUGGAUCUCACUCAGUCAACUCACUGGAAGCUUCCUAUGGUGGCUCCCAGGUAUGCCUUUACAUUCCUGACCCCUGGGAUAAUAGAUGGGCAACCGGGGUGACAGCCAAGGGAUAUCAACCUGGGUACUACACACAUCCAACAAACUUGAAAAUCUGGAGGCUAUAUGAACAAGUGGUCCCCUAG